Messenger RNA from Hansenula ciferrii, 585 nucleotides. RefSeq lists its product as uncharacterized. NCBI's taxonomy places the organism in Eukaryota, Fungi, Ascomycota, Saccharomycetes, Phaffomycetales, Wickerhamomycetaceae. The transcript has a single exon. Bases 1 to 585 code for a protein of 194 amino acids. The record is from RefSeq and is a predicted model, not a curated record.
AUGAAAGAACCACCAACUUUACCAUCAAAUGACUUCAAAAUAUUUAACCUUGAUCAUGAAGAUUUGAAAUGUAAUGUUAUUACAAGAUUGAACAAUGCACCUUGCAAGAAGAAAAUUACAUGUACUUUUCAUUCAGUGUCUGAGAAGUCAACAGUCCCAAGAUGUGAUUCGGUUGAAAGAUUGAUUAGAAAUUUUAGAUAUUUGCAAAAAUUGAGACAUGAUAUUGUCAAAUACUCCAAGACUACAACUUCAAAAAACAUCAUCAAACAACAAUAUAAACAAAAUGUUUCCUCAACUCGUCUGAAGAGACAUAACUCUUAUGAUGAUACACAUAUGAUCAAAAAGAGAAGAUCACUGACACAACUGAACCCAAUGGAUAUCUUGAAUGGUCAUAAUAAAAAUUUCACAGCUGGUGUUACUGAAUAUGCUGUUGAAGAUGAUGAAGAAGAUGAGUUCAUUAAUACUUUGAUAUUAAAAGUCAGUUUGUUGAAAGAUGAUCCACAGGAGAGAUUAUUGGAUUUUGAAUACCAAACUGAAUUAAAGAAUUUGGCAACCAUUGAAUACUAUAAUCAAACCAAAUUUUGA